AUGAGCGAGAUCACCCACCCCACCAUUAAGGAUGGAUGGUUUUCUGAAGUCUCGGACAUGUGGCCUGGUCAGGCCAUGAACCUCCGUGUCAACCAGAUUCUUCACCAUGAAAAGUCUGAUUACCAAGACGUCCUCGUCUUCGAGAGCAGUGACCACGGCACUGUUUUGGUCCUGGAUAAUGUUAUCCAGUGCACCGAGCGAGACGAAUUUUCUUACCAGGAGAUGAUCACCCACCUCGCCAUGAACUCCCACCCCAACCCCAAGAAAGUGCUCGUUAUCGGUGGAGGGGACGGCGGUGUCCUUCGAGAGAUUGUCAAGCACGAUACUGUCGAAGAAGCCGUGCUAUGUGAUAUUGACGAGGCCGUCAUCCGAGUGUCUAAGAAAUACCUCCCCGGAAUGAGCGUCGGAUUCCAGCACCCCAACGCCAAGGUCCACGUCUGUGACGGUUUCAAGUUCCUCGAGGAACAGAAGAACCAAUUCGACGUUAUUAUCACCGAUAGCUCCGACCCCGAGGGCCCAGCCGAGGUUCUGUUCCAGAAGCCAUACUUCGAGCUUCUACAUGGCGCUCUCCGUGAAGGAGGUGUCAUUAGUACUCAAGGUUGUUCGUCGCCUCUCCGUCCUUUAUGA
This is a messenger RNA of Trichophyton verrucosum HKI 0517, 627 nucleotides long. RefSeq lists its product as uncharacterized. NCBI's taxonomy places the organism in Eukaryota, Fungi, Ascomycota, Eurotiomycetes, Onygenales, Arthrodermataceae. The record is from RefSeq and is a predicted model, not a curated record. The transcript is spliced from 4 exons. Gene Ontology annotation, cellular component: cytosol. Gene Ontology annotation, molecular function: spermidine synthase activity. Gene Ontology annotation, biological process: spermidine biosynthetic process. Bases 1 to 627 code for a protein of 208 amino acids.